Molecule: messenger RNA, 1893 nt
Organism: Talaromyces stipitatus ATCC 10500
Lineage: Eukaryota; Fungi; Ascomycota; Eurotiomycetes; Eurotiales; Trichocomaceae
Product: sugar transporter, putative
Exons: 4
Coding region: 1-1893 (630 amino acids)
Biological process (GO): transmembrane transport; carbohydrate transport
Cellular component (GO): membrane
Molecular function (GO): carbohydrate:proton symporter activity
Source: RefSeq, a predicted model, not a curated record
AUGUCUUCCGAGCAUGAGCAUAUCGUAAUCGGCCAGUCGCCGGUGGGGAUGCAACGACUUAAGCAAACUAACAAGAGGGCGUUUUUGUGGAGUUUUUCUAUCCUUCUCUUCUUGUUCAAUUUCGGCUUCGAUGCACUUAUAUCCUCUCUUGCGACCGCCUAUCCUCAGUUCCGAGAGCAAUUCGGUAGCCUGUAUGAUGGCAAGUAUGUCGUAUCUGCGACAUGGCAGUCGCUCUGGUCUGCAGGCAAUCUACUUGGCGCUAUCAUAGGGAACUUUUUGGCAGGGGCAACAGUCGAUAGGUUUGGUCGUAAAUUCUGUUUCUGGGCCAUCUUGAUCACUUCGGUCGUUGCCUCGAUUGCGUUGAUCCUGGCCUCAAGCGUUAAGGUCUUGCUUGCUGCUAAGCUGGUUUUCGGCGCGACUAGCGGCUUAUCGUACACUGCAGCUCCGCUUUAUGCCACUGAGAAUUCCCCAGCGCCAAUCCGGGGUCUGUUGAUGUCGUGCUUCAAUUUGUUUGUCGUCAUAGGGCAGUUUGUCUCCGUUCUUCGGGACGCGUUCGCCAUCACGUUUCUCGUGCCCGCCAUUCUCUUACCGGUGAUUUGCUUUCUUCCCGAAUCUCCUGUUUUCCUGGUCAUGAAAGGGCGUGAGGGAGAGGCUAUUCGGGCAAUCAAGCGCUUCUAUGGGCCGCACCACGAGCAAACACCAAGUGAAGUCAUGGCUCAAAUCAAAAUCAAUUUACUAACCACUCACGAAACUACUACGAUUUCUCACUGGCUUCAAUUAUUCAGUCACCAACACAUCUUACGUACCUUGGUUUCGGUUGUGCUAGCAGUCAAUGUCAACACUAUCGGGACAUCCUUUGUAAUCGGGUAUCAAACCUAUUACUAUGAACUUGCUGGAGUUGCAAAUUCGUUUGCUAUCACCUGUGGUGCGUUUGCCAUCAUGACUGUUGGCAGUAUCACAGCCAUAUCCUGCGCUGAUCUGCUGGGGAAUCGCAUCAUAGUCGUUGGAGGCGGCUCGUUGCUGCCCCUCUGGAAUCUUCUAGCGGGCUCAUGCGGAUUUGCAGAUGCCAGCAAUCGUGCCGCUCUCAUAAUAACAGUAGUGCUGAUCGCUUCGUGGUCCUUUAUCUACCAUCUAAGUCUUGGGACGGUGUCGUACAUCGCCCUCGCAGAGAUACCUACUCAGCGACUCCGUCCACAGACGCAGGCUCUGAGCGCCAUUAUGGCAAAUGUCUUUGGAUUUGGAAUCAGCUUCUCGAUUCCAUAUCUGUUCAAUCCUGAUAAAGCCAACUUAGGUUCCAAGAUCAUGCUGAUCUACUUUGGUAUAAGUCUUCCUUUGGUGGCAUUCCUUUAUUUCUUUAUGCCUGAAACACGAAACAUGACUUUUGAAAUGAUUGAUCAACUCUAUGCAUCGAACCUCAGCCCGAGGAAGUUUGCGUCUACUUUUGUUGGGAAUGAUGUAACUGAGAUCAGUCUCACAGUUCCGAUAUAUUAUGAGUUCUAUGAUGUGCUGCAUGAUGCUGCUGAGCGCAAAGAAGAUUUUGCAGACAUUGAUGAAGAUAUCGCAAGUGCUGUAAGAGAGAGUAUCAAUAAGUACACGAAGUACUACACUUUCAUGGAUAUCUCCGACACGUAUUAUACUGCCCUGAUCCUAGAUCCUCGUAUAAAGGCAGAUCUCAUUGGACGACGAGGGGACACUGGCAGGAAUAUUCUUAAUGUCCUCCUUGACAAUCUUCAUGAAAAAUAUCCUAAGACUACAGAUCAGCAUACUAUGGCAGAGGCCCCAGAGCACAGCCAUAAAAAGCAGACAGUUGGCAGCUGGAUGUUAAAUAGAAAUUUCGACGAUAUCCGGGUUGAUGCCAUUGACAUGGAAGAUCCAAAUUGGCUAUUCGAAUAG